Ciona intestinalis (vase tunicate) is the source of this 898-nucleotide messenger RNA. RefSeq lists its product as uncharacterized. The record is from RefSeq and is a predicted model, not a curated record. NCBI's taxonomy places the organism in Eukaryota, Metazoa, Chordata, Ascidiacea, Phlebobranchia, Cionidae. Gene Ontology annotation, molecular function: structural constituent of ribosome. Gene Ontology annotation, cellular component: large ribosomal subunit; mitochondrion. Gene Ontology annotation, biological process: translation.
ACGUGAUAUCAGGCAUGAAUGCACACGUUUUUGUUUAUAUGUAUUGUGUAUAAAUGUUGUAAAUAAAUUGAGCGAUUGUGUUUUAAGAGCUUAUUCUUAGUUGUUGAAGCAAUAACUACAAAAAAACAACGCAACAUGUCUGUUAUAAAUUAUAUUCAAUUACGUUUGGCACGAAUGUGUACACGGGGUUUUCAUAAUUCUGCUGCAAACUUGGUUAAAAACAGCUAUCCGUUAAAACCAUCCUCCAUCAACGAAACAGCAAAAAAAUUAGGGUUUACAAAUGCCAAAGAAAUGUAUCCAGAGUACCCACUUGAAGAACCACCUAAAUUAUGGAUGAUAACCCAAGUCCAACGUUUAAACUCUCGGCCAUACUGGGAGAAGGAAGCCAUGAAAGAACUCGGUCUAUAUCGGGUAAAUGAUAUCAGCAUUCAAAUCAAUUCAACAAAGAUGAACGAAAUUUUAUGGGGCAUUAAACAUUUAAUCAAAAUACAACCUGUCCGCAUGCCACAAGGUGAACCCACCAAAUCAGAUAUUGGGUAUACGCAGCUAAAGUUGAAUGGUGAAUUUGAAAUUAAGAAAAGAGUUGAAUGUAUAGAAAAUCCAGAAGAUGUGGUUCCAGUGGCACCAGAGGAAGAAUGGAAGGUUGUGGAUGGAUUCCGAACUUGCAAGAACUGCAGACAGAAGCGAUGCCUAGCGUUACAGAUGUGUCAAAAACUCUGGUUUCAAUAUGGAAAGAACAAUCUUGAAAGAAUAGGACCUGUAUUAUUCAACUAUGUAGAAAAUCCACUAAAGAAACAGAAGGCAAUAGAAGAAAAUCAAUUAAAAACUGAAAAGGGUAGUAAUAAUAUCAGAGAAUCUGCUGUUUGAUGAAUAAACAACACUUUUUGUAGCUUAAAAA